AUGGCAACUGAUAUGUUUAUAAAACAACAUAAUUUGGGUUACAACCAUGCCAUUGAUCCUGAAUACCAACAAUUACGUGCACAAGCUAUUAAAUCCAAUAGUGUCAAACAACAUCUGGCCGCAAAGUCAUUAGAAGCUAUCAAAAAAGGCGAUAAACACUCGGCUAAGAAAUUAAUUACAGAAUCCUGCAUACAGGCUGAACGUUCUGAUCGUUUUAACUUAAAGGCUGCUGAAUAUGCUUUUGACCAAAACAACGCUAAUAUAUUGAGCAAUGAAAUCGAUUUACAUGGCCUUUUUGCCAAAGAGGCGGUACAGGUGUUGAAAAAGAGGCUGGUAUUAGCCGCUGAAGCUGGAGAGAAAAAACUUAGAGUAAUAACAGGUAAAGGAAUCCAUUCGCCUGGUAUGGUUUGCAAGCUUCAAGUUGAGACACUUAUGAUAUGCCAUGACUUAAAUCUAAAUUUUGAUCUUGAUAGUAGUAAUAGCGGCGUCAUAAUCAUCAAUAUCGAUAGAAGCAACUUUAGUACAUCAAAGUUGGAUAUGAAAGAUUUCCCAUUUAACAUGACACUUUUAAAAAAAAAUAUGCAAAUGCAAGAGAGUGUCUCAAUAGUUGAAUCAUCUGAAAGUACUUCAAUACCCCAAACUACUUGUUUGAAGGCUACAACACCAUCAAAAGUGUUCUUAGAACAACGUACCACCGAGACAAUCAAUAAACCCACAAUAAAUGGUUCAGAAUCCUACUCAAAUGAUAAUAAAUUAAAUCUCGUGCGGGACUUGACUACACAUCAUAUUCCGAAAGAAACUUCUGAGUGUUUAUCUAAUACAUCAACUCAAUCAUCUGGAAAUGCAGUUUCAGAGGUAUCCUCUCAUUCAAACAAAAGUACAUCAUAUCAGGAAACCAAAGUGCCAUCAUAUGAUCGAACCCCACAAUAUGAAUUGAUGCCAUCAAGUAUUAAAGAGUCCAAUAUUGUUUUCAAUCUCUUCUUCUCUUGUAUAAGCUUUUCUAGAAAAGAAAUUGAGAUUACUACCCAAAACAAACAAUAA
Molecule: messenger RNA, 1041 nt
Organism: Nakaseomyces glabratus
Lineage: Eukaryota; Fungi; Ascomycota; Saccharomycetes; Saccharomycetales; Saccharomycetaceae
Product: Smr domain-containing protein
Source: RefSeq, a predicted model, not a curated record